ACUUGCACAAAAACUCAAACAAAACAAGAAACUGAAAAAAAAAAAAAACAAUCUUUUUUUCUUUUACUCUCUCCUCCUGCCUUUUGGUUUCUGCAUCUCUUUCCUCUCUUGAUCCAUUUCCAUGGUAUUGUGUGGUUUUUGAGGAAAACAUUAAAAAACCCAUAUGCCCCUUAUUGAUUGUAAUUGAUUCUUGAAUAAAAAAAUCUUUAGUUUCUUGGAGGGUAUUGAAAAACAUUUUUGCUGUCUGCCGAAUCUCCAAUGCGGUCUUUGAGAAGACCACAGAGACAAGAACAUAGCAUCAAUAGGAACACAACCCAGAAAGGAAAUAGCAGUGGUGGAUCUCAGAGAGGAAUAGAGAGAUUAGAUAACAAGGGGCGUGGAUCUGAUGGUGGGUGGGGCAUUAUUGGGAUUGGAAGGAGUCAAGCAGCUGGUACUUUAUUGUUGUGGAGGUGGUGCUGCUAGGUUAGUGGUGGUGGGGCUGCAUUGGAAAGGAAUAUGCAGCUUCACAUCUCGCCUAGCAUGAGAAGCAUCACGAUAUCGAGCAGCAGCAGCAAUGGGUUUAUUGACUUGAUGAAGAUCAAGGUCGCAUCUCGCCACAUCUCUUAUCGAACCCUUUUUCAUACUAUCCUUAUUCUCGCUUUUCUGUUGCCAUUUGUCUUCAUUCUCACCGCAAUUGUUACCCUUGAAGGUGUCAACAAGUGUUCUUCAUUUGAUUGUUUAGGUAGGCGACUGGGGCCAAGGUUUCUGGGUAGAGUGGAUGAUUCAGGGCAGAGACUGGAAAAAGACUUAUACAAGAUUCUCAAUCAAGUGAACAAUGAGGAAAUCCCAGAUGGUCUAAAGCUCCCAGAUUCUUAUAACCAACUUGUAUCUGAAAUAAUGAGCAAAAAGUAUGAUGCAAAAACAUUUGCUUUCAUGCUGAGGGCAAUGAUGGAGAAAUUUGAAAGGGAAAUCAGGGAAUCUAAAUUUUCAGAGCUGAUGAACAAACACUUUGCCGCAAGUUCCAUUCCCAAAGGCAUCCACUGUCUUUCUCUACGUUUGACUGAUGAAUAUUCCUCCAAUGCUCAUGCACGGAAACAAUUGCCUUCUCCAGAGUUGCUUCCUUUGCUUUCUGAUAAUUCUUACCAUCAUUUUGUUCUGUCCACUGAUAACAUUUUAGCUGCUUCAGUUGUUGUAUCUUCUACUGUCCAGUCAUCUCUAAAACCUGAAAAGAUAGUCUUUCAUGUCAUUACUGACAAGAAAACUUACGCGGGUAUGCACUCAUGGUUUGCACUAAAUUCAGUUGCCCCUGCUAUUGUUGAAGUGAAAGGUGUUCACCAGUUUGACUGGUUAACAAGGGAGAAUGUUCCUGUGCUCGAAGCUGUUGAGAACCAUACUGGUAUCAGGAAUUACUACCAUGGGAAUCACAUUGCAGGGACCAAUCUCAGUACUACAACUCCACGAAUGUUUGCUUCAAAAUUGCAGGCUAGAAGUCCGAAGUACAUAUCCUUGCUCAACCAUCUCCGCAUUUAUUUACCUGAGCUCUUUCCAAACCUUGACAAGGUGGUCUUCUUGGAUGAUGAUGUUGUCAUUCAGCGUGAUUUGUCUCCACUUUGGGAAAUUGACCUUGGGGGAAAGGUUAAUGGAGCCGUUGAAACUUGUAAAGGAGAAGAUGAUUGGGUAAUGUCUAAGCAUUUCAAAAAUUACUUCAAUUUUUCUCAUCCCCUGGUUGCCAAGAAUUUGGACCCUAAUGAAUGUGCAUGGGCGUACGGGAUGAAUAUAUUCGAUCUCCGUGCUUGGAGGAAAACAAAUAUUAGAGAAACCUAUCAUUCUUGGCUGAAAGAUAACUUGAAGUCAGACCUGACAAUGUGGAAACUUGGUACCCUACCACCAGCGUUAAUUGCAUUUAAAGGUCAUGUUCACCCAAUAGAUCCAUCUUGGCAUAUGCUCGGCUUGGGCUAUCAGAACAAGACCAACAUUGAGAGUGUGAAAAAGGCUGCUGUUAUUCACUAUAAUGGCCAGUCAAAACCAUGGCUGCAGAUUGGUUUUGAGCAUCUCCGGCCAUUUUGGACUAAGUAUGUUAAUUACACCAAUGAUUUUGUGAGAAACUGCCACAUCUUGAAGUCAUAGCUGAUCAACCAUAGGUUCAUAGCUGCUAGAAACUAGAGGUGGAACAGGACAAGUGAUUUUUCAGUUAUUUCAUGGCUUGUGAUUUUUGAUGAGAUUUAUUUGAGAAGGCAAGCAGAACUUUGUCACGAAGGCCAGAGUUUAAGGUCCGAAUUCACUGGCAUCCCUCGCUAUUUCAUGAAAAGGCCUGCAUCACUAGCACAGGCAUGACAUUCAUUCUUUCGAUUUGUAACAUAGCAAUCCAUCAGUUAAUCUUUUGGUUGGAAAAAAAGGAUACUAUUAUUGGUCUUCCUGCAGGAUGUCUAGCCUGAUUUCUUGCACAUAUAAUUCGAAUAAAGUGAUAUAUACAGAGUGCAUAUGUGAAUACAUGCAAGGAAGAGGAAGGCUAGGAUGGAUCUUUUGUGAGGGCUGCCAUUUUAGCCCAAAAAUAUUCUCCCUUCAUUUUUUUGUUCUCCUGUCGUUUCAUUUUUGUUAGCAUGUCCCAUUUUUUCCCUGUUACUCUGAUAUGAUGAUGGUGAAGUUUUAGGAGUAGGUAAUGGAGAUUGCUUUGUUACAGGUCCCAUUGAAUUGGGGAGGAACUGUUUGUAGGAGUAUUUGUUAUGUACGAUUCACGAGAUAUACAUUUAAAAUGUGCAGAAAAUUCUUUUUCCAUACC
Molecule: messenger RNA, 2758 nt
Organism: Manihot esculenta (cassava)
Lineage: Eukaryota; Viridiplantae; Streptophyta; Magnoliopsida; Malpighiales; Euphorbiaceae
Product: probable galacturonosyltransferase 13
Exons: 6
Coding region: 496-2106 (536 amino acids)
Molecular function (GO): polygalacturonate 4-alpha-galacturonosyltransferase activity
Source: RefSeq, a predicted model, not a curated record